This is a messenger RNA of Serinus canaria (Common canary), 7764 nucleotides long. It is a transcript of the gene AAK1, whose product is annotated as AP2 associated kinase 1. Gene Ontology annotation, molecular function: protein kinase activity; ATP binding. The record is from RefSeq and is a predicted model, not a curated record. The coding region runs from base 373 to 3726 and encodes 1117 amino acids. The transcript has 18 exons. Lineage: Eukaryota; Metazoa; Chordata; Aves; Passeriformes; Fringillidae. Gene Ontology annotation, biological process: protein phosphorylation.
GGGACUUCCUGUGACGGCUCAUUUCCUGGUCGGAUGGGGCCGGCGGGGGGCGGCGGCGGCGGGGUCGGUCCCUGUCCCUGUCCCUGACGGGCUCGGUGGUCACCGGUGACGCCGCCAGGCAGCGAUGCGGGCCCCGGGCCCUGCCGGCAGCCGGCCCCCGCCGUGACCCGGUGGGGCUGCGCACGCCGGCCCCGCGGGGCGCAUGGAGGCACCCGCCGCCCUCUGCGAGGUGUGACUCCCCGGGGGACAGCGCGGCUCGGCCCCGCCAGGCGAGCGGCGCCGGGCCCCCCUCAGCGGCCGCGGCAGGAGCCGGGAGGGCUCGGGACCGACUCGGGCAUCGCCCCCGUGGCCGGCACUGCCGCCUCCUGAGACAUGAAGAAGUUCUUCGACUCUCGCCGGGAGCAGGGCGGCUCCGGGCCCGGGUCGGGCACCAGCGGCGGCGGCGGCGGCAGCAGCGGCCCGGGCAGCGGCUACAUCGGCCGGGUCUUCAGCAUCGGCCGGCACCAGGUCACCGUGGACGAGGUGCUGGCUGAAGGUGGCUUUGCAAUCGUGUUCCUGGUGAGGACGAGCAAUGGGGUGAAGUGUGCCCUGAAGAGGAUGUAUGUCAAUAAUGAGUACGACCUGCAGGUCUGCAAGAGGGAGAUCCAGAUCAUGCGGGAUCUGUCUGGCCACAAGAACAUCGUGGGCUACAUCGACUCCAGCAUCAACUCAGUCAGCAGCGGGGACGUGUGGGAGGUGCUGAUCCUCAUGGACUUCUGCCGGGGAGGCCAGGUGGUGAACCUGAUGAACCAGCGCCUGCAGAGCGGCUUCACCGAGAGCGAGGUCCUGCAGAUCUUCUGUGACACCUGCGAGGCCGUGGCCAGGCUGCACCAGUGCAAGACCCCCAUCAUCCACAGGGACCUGAAGGUUGAAAACAUCCUGCUGCAUGACCGUGGCCACUACGUCCUGUGUGACUUUGGGAGUGCUACCAACAAAUUCCAGAACCCUCAGACAGAGGGGGUGAAUGCAGUCGAGGAGGAGAUCAAGAAGUACACAACGUUGUCCUACAGAGCCCCAGAGAUGGUGAACCUGUACAGUGGCAAGCUCAUCACUACAAAAGCAGACAUUUGGGCCCUGGGCUGUUUGCUGUACAAGCUGUGCUACUUCACCUUGCCCUUUGGGGAGAGCCAGGUGGCCAUUUGUGAUGGCAACUUCACCAUCCCAGACAACUCCAGGCACUCCCAGGACAUGCACUGCCUGAUCCGGUACAUGCUCGAGCCAGACCCUGACAAGAGACCUGACAUUUAUCAGGUCUCCUACUUUGCAUUCAAACUGGCCAAGAAGGACUGCCCAGUGCAGAAUGUCCAGAACUCUCCAAUCCCUGCUAAACUCCCAGACCCAGUUAAAGCAAGUGAAGCUGCUGCAAAGAAGAGUCAACCAAAGGCCAGGCUCACAGACCCCAUCCCUACGACAGAAACGUCCAUAGCACCCCGCCAGAGACCUAAAGCAGGACAGACCCAGCCCAACCCUGGAAUUCUGCCCAUCCAGCCAGCCCUGACGCCCAGGAAGAGAGCCACAGCCCAGGCAGCCAUUCAGCCCCAGGCUGCAGGCCCGGCUGCCCUGGGCAGUGCCCAGCCCUCGCUCCCUGCCAGCACCCCCCAGGCUAAAGCAGCCCCCCAGCAGCCUCCAGCCCAGCCCCAGGCACAGCCCCAGGUGCCCUCGACACAGCCCCAGGCCACCCCUCAGCAGCAGCAGCAGCAGCAGCUUUUCCUGAAGCAGCAGCUCCUGCAGCAGCAGCAGCAGCAGCAGCAGCAGCAGGCUGCCUUCUUCCAGCAGCAGCAGCAGAUGAUGCAGGCACAGCAGUUCCCAGUGGUGCAGCAAGGAGCACCCGCGCAGCAGCAGCAGCUGGUGCAGAACUACUACCAGCAGCAGCAGCAGCAGCAGCAGCUGCUGGCCCAGCAGGCAGCUAUGCAGCAGAAGACCACAGCAGCAGCAGCAGCAGCAGCUCAGCAGAAGCAGCAGCCCCAGGCCCAGCCUGGCUCGGCACCGCCAGCACAGCCGCAGGAGCAGGGGGCCCAGGUGCAGGCUCAGAGGCAGCAGCAGCAGCAGCAGCAGCAGGCUCAGGGGCAGAAGCUGGGCUCCCUGACACCGCCGUCCUCGCCCAAGGCGCAACGCGCGGGGCACCGCCGCAUCCUCAGCGACGUCACCCACAGCGCCGUGUUCGGCGUGCCCGCCAGCAAAUCCACCCAGCUGCUGCAGGCUGCAGCUGCUGAGGCCAGCCUCAACAAGUCCAAAUCUGCUUCCACCACGCCCUCGGGCUCGCCAAGGACCUCGCAGCAGAAUGUCUACAACCCCCCUGACGUGUCCACCUGGAACCCCUUUGAUGAUGACAACUUCUCCAAGCUGACAGCUGAGGAGCUGCUGAACAAGGACUUUGCAAAGCUGGGGGAUGGGAAAGCUCCAGAAAAGGCAGGCAGCUCCACAGAGAACCUGAUGCCAGGUUUCCAGCCCGCGGCCCCCGCCGACGCCUUCGGUGGCUCCUCCUUCCCUGCUGGGCCAGAAGAUACUAACCUGAUAUCAGGCUUUGAUGCUCCUGAGGGCUCUGAAAAAGUGACAGAAGAUGAGUUUGACCCAAUUCCAGUGUUGAUAUCCAAAAACUCACAAGGUGUGCAGAGGGAUCCGGGCCGGUUCCCAGCCGUGGCUCUCGGGCUCUGUAAAGGAGAUCCUGGCACUGAUGGACUCACCUUGUACAAGGGUCAGCCCGAGGUGCUGGAGGUGAAAGUGCAGCACAACUCGGAGUCAGAGUACCUGGCCAGAGAUGGUCCUUCAAGCAACAGCUCCUUCUACAGCAGCGAAGGUGAGGGGACAGACCACGAGGGAGAUAUCCUGGAUUGCAGCGGCUCCAGGCCUUUACUGAUGGAUUCGGAAGAGGAGGAGGAGACGUGCAGGUUGUGCCCAGGGUUCCUGCAGCCUGUGCCCAGGCACGAGGCCUCCAAAGAGGAUCCCCAGCCCCAGGCCAGGGCAGGGGAGCCGCUGUUCCCGGCCUUCCAGUCGCACAGCGGGGAGGUUUUUAACGAACCCGAUGUCUUUGCCACGGCUCCGUUCCGAAGCUCCAGGAAGGUCCCCGAUGAAGUGGAUGUCUUUACCAAAGCUCCUUUUAUCUGUAAGGGCAACGCAGCUCCGCGGCACCCAGAGGAAGCAGAUGUGUUUCUGAGAGCCCCUUUCACCAAGAAGAAAAGCGUGGAAGAGCUGACUUCCCACACGGAGCCGUUCUCAGCGCCCGUUUUCCUGAGCCAAGGGGGCGACGGCCGAGCUCAGCCGAUGUUCCCGGGCCUGGACCCGGCAGCGCACGGCUCCGUGGCCUCGGUGAGAGCUCCACACCCUUCUGCUGGCUUUGCUCAGCCAGGCAGCAUCCACCCCUGCUCCGUGAGAGCCGUGGAGGCCCAGGAGAGCAGCCCUGCCAAGGCAGCGCUGCCGGAGCAGGGCGACGCGCUGGGCUCCGUGGCCAGCAAGCCCUUCCGUCCGCAGUCCCUGUCCAAGUAUUCCCGGCACUAUGGCCCCGAGGACGGGCCGGGGCUGGAGGCCCAGCCCAUAGCUGCUUACAAAGUGGUGUCUCAGACCAACAGGCAGGCCAUAGCGGGCUCUGUCCCCCUUGUCCCGCUGUCUGCCAGGACUACGGAGCUGCCCGGCGCGGAUCCCUUCGCCUCGGCGCCCUUCCCUUCCAAAGCAGCCAAGCAGAAGCCUUAACUGGGGGGGCUGUGCUGCCUGCAGGAGCACCUCGUGAGGACCUCAGACCUCUUAGCUGAACUGAAUGACAUAGCAAUAUAUACAUAUAUAUAUAUAAAGUAAUUAUUAUUUUUGGUCAGAACUCUAUUUGCAGUGAUAUAUAGUUGAACCAUUUAAGUUAUGUUUGUCCGAAUGCCUGGCUCUCAGGAUCCUCGUAUCCUUUCCAGUUGCUUCUCACCUUCCUCCUCUCACUGUCUUCUCUCCAUUUAUUUCUUUUUUUUUAGAUGCUUUUCUCAAACGAACAGUAUUCCAUAUUUUCUGGUCCUGGGUGGAGAAAUGCACUACAAGAUUAAUUAAAAGGUUUAUUAAUUACAGAGCGAGUCAAGCAGGACUUGCUAAUGCUCUGGAAAGGACAUGAUUUCACAGGUUAAAGGGUUAUUGUGUCUUUGGCUCUCAGAGAUAUUCCUGCUGCCCGGCAGCAGUGGCAGCCACGGCUCUGGGUGUGCAGGUGGGUGCUGUGCCCACAGAGCCAGAGCCUGGGAUGUCUGGUGCCAGUCUGGGCAGUGCUGGUGGAGCAGAGCCAGGGCAGCAGCACAGCUUUGCUCCCCCAGGAUGGGAACACGAGGCAGUGCUGCUGCCCCGGGGCUGGAGGCAGGGAAGGUGUGAAGCCAGUGAAGCAAUCAGGCUGUUACUGUUGCUGGAAAAUCAAAGGGUCGUGCAAAUAAUCAGGCAGAGCUUUCACUUUUACACUUGUAUUUCCUGUCUGGUCUAUGCCAAAGUGUAGGACCUGGAAAUCUGCUUAUGGUGAAGGAGAAAUGUGUAUUGACAGUAUUAAAAGUAGACCUUAUGGGGACAUUUGUGAUGUAAACAGCUCCGUAACUGUCCUGAUGUACCUCAUGCGGUGUGACUCAGCAGAGGCCACAGCCCCCUUAGACUGGUUUAUACUGGCAGAGAGCUCUGCUCAGUCAAAUCUGCUAUUGCUUUCCUGUUGGUUAAGGAUGAACUUAAACAAAAUCCAUUUGCUCUCCUUCUGAAGGGUUGUUUUCUAUCCUGUUCCCAAGAGCAGGACUGUGAUGACUGAGGCAUGGACUCAGCCUGGCACAGAAACUGAGGUGUUUAUUAGGAAAGGCAAACUCUUUUUAUACCCUUCUACAAGAUACAGUAUUUCCUUAGAUGGUAACUUUCACUAAGUGACACACAUUGCCACUUCUGUAAGACCAAAUCAGCAAGUCAAAGGACUUGACUGUAGGGGUUUUGGUUCACCAAUUUCACAUUUCCCCGAUUCUGAGAUUUCCUAACCAAUGUGCUGAUGGGUGUGGUGGGCUUCAGGGCUGGUCAAACACCCAGUGCCUUCAAUUCCUGCUGUGAGCUUUUUCUAGGUGAGUGUGCAAUCCACGGAAAGGGCAUUGGACUGGGCUUAGGUCAUUCUGAACACAAUUCAAAAUUUAACAUAUAUAUAUAAGGCUUCUGGCAGUCUUUUGUGGGGGUCUACCCCAUCCCUACACUCCCCAUUUUUUGGUUUUAACAAGAGGGACUGGAGUGCUACUCCCACCCUGUUGGGACGUUAAACUCAUCAGGCCUCACCUGGUGGAGCAGUGGCUUGCAAAGAAACCCCAACUGCUCUGUGUUCCUUUUCCCUUGAUUCAGUUCCCCCCAAAUCCCUCCAGUUGCAAGAGACGAGCCGAGUGUUGUGCUGGAUGUGGGGGUUGCCUGGAAGGGAGAGGGAAAAGCCUGGACUGAGGUGCUGGGGCCUUGGGCUGGGAGGGAGAGCACUGGAAUGCAGGGAGGGAUUGGCUCCCAGGAGUUGCUGGUGUAGAGACCAGCCGAGCCCAGGCCGCGGGGCUCCUGGAGCCGGGACCCUCCUGCCCUGCGUGGCUGAGCUCCGAGUUCAUAAAUAUUGGUGCAUAGUGGUGGUUGUGGGGCUCUCUGCCCUCCAUCACCACCUCCUGAGAACAAAAGUACUGUAGAGAAGUUUCUGGGUUUCCCUUGAGAUGUUUCUUCAGCAAAGCUGACGCUGUUAUUAUGUUUUGUUGUUUAGUUUUCUGUUUAAAUACACACCCGAAAGGUGGGUUUAGUUUUAAAUAUGUGCUCCCCCGAGUGGGUUGUUGCUGGAUGGAGUCAGUGAGAGACACAGAGAACGACUGUGACAGCAAACUGUGAAUUCAAGGACAGUGUGAGGGCCCAGGCAGCAGCCUGUGUCACAGGCACACUGAGCCAGGAGCUGCCCCUGAGCUCUGGGAUCUGCUCAGAAGCUGCUGGAAGGGAGGCCAGGCCUUGGUGCUGUGGGAUGGACCCGUGCAACAGGGAGAUGCUUUGCUCCUGUGUGAGCCACAGGGCUUCAAGGUGUUACCUCUGCUCGCUGGAACUUCUCCUUCCUUCUCUUCAUUUUUACUUGAAAAAUUGCUUCUGAAUAAUUCAGUGCAGCUUCUGUCAGCGCCACGUGCAGGUGCCACGGAGCUGAUGCUGGAGGAGCAUCAGCCUGUCCCUUCAUGCUGGGGAAAGGGAAGGUGCACUGGGCUGUGCAGGCUCCUCUCCAGCCCUGCUCGGCCCAGGGCAGGCUCAAUUUCCAGCUGGCAUUUUGGCAGCUUCUCUGUCCUUCAGGCACUUUACACCAAGAGCGGGCUAGCUGUGCCCCAGAGCUCAUGGUCCUGCCAGACACAUCCAGGGCUUAAACGGUUUUAAAUCUCUUCUGGGGGCGGAGGCAGCUCGUUUGUAUCUCUGCAUGUGACUCAUAAGGUAAUGGGACUUCUGGUUAUGGCCAGAGAACUCAAUUUCAAUGCCUGUUACUCUAAUUCCCUUCUCAUUUCCAGCUUGUGUUCCUCCUAAUCCUGCACCACCACUGCUGCAGCCUCAGCGUGAUGAGUUGUAAGUGGAAAUUUAAUUUCCAUAGCAUCUGAGGCUUACUGUUUUAAUGAAUGUGGAAGAAUCAUGCUAAUUAUUUGCCACACAAUCAGUGAUCUUAAUGAAGUGAGACUUAUACAGACUCAAUGGGGUGUUUUGAAUCAGUUUUCUGAAAAGAACCACUGGUUUCACAUCUUUUGUGAUGCUGUAGUAAAAGGUGUUCACUGCUCUGGGCUGUCUGGUUAUCACAUCCCUGUGACAAUCCCGGAUUCCUGCUGGGAGAGGGACUGGCUCCUGGUUCUCACCCAGUGAAUGCACUGAAGUCUCUGUUCAAAGUGAUUAAUCAGAGUUUCUGCGUGAGUAAAACAGGCAGUUGGCUCUGUGCUCACUGCCGUGACUGCUGGGGGGGACUGUCCUCCCCAGCUGCUGCGGGACUUUGGGGACUGUCCCCGUGUCCCCUGUCCUGCCGUGACCCCGACCCUGUGUGACACAGCACACAGCAGCAAAACCGGGCGAGAGCUACUUGAUUGCUGAGCUCAAUCACUCCAAAGUGCUAAUCGGUUACUUUAACUCAGCUUCCACCAAAGACUCUUGCGUUGGGGAGUUGAAUUUUUGUGGGUUUUUGUUUCUUUCCUCACAGUGUUAAAUCAAUGCCUUGGCGCACACUGACAGACCCCCAAGCACUUUUACAGUAGUAUGGUGACACUGAAACCCUGCUCCAGCUCUGAAACACAUUCCUGAAACCUGAUCAGCUGCAUUAGCGUUUCUAGAAAUAACCCCCAGCCUGUAGUUUCUGCUGUAGGUGGGUAAAUACCCUCACACACCCCAGAAGUCUCCCUGUGGAGUCAGAGGGAUAAGGUUGAUCAGCGCUCCUGAUCCCUCGCCUCCAAAGGGACGGGGUGGGAGGGCAGGGGGCUCGCUCUGGUGCGGGAUGCAGCAGGUGGAGCAUCCCAAACACUGAGUCUGGUGGUGGAAAAACUCCUUUGUGUCCAGGAGGAGCCGGAGCUGGGGCUGUCUGUGGUCCCCACAGUGACACACGGUGACCCACAGUGACACACGGUGACUCGUGUCCCCCAGUCCCCUCUGCUCCCCCCAUGCCUGGCAGAUCCCGGGCUCAAAUUUUGCACUCCGGUUAGGAUCAUCUGUUCCUGGUAAUCAUGAAGAAAUGUUCCACUUGUAAACUUAUGUAUAUUUUAUUAAAACUGUAUCUGAUGACAA